AUGCCCGGGGCUUCCCGGCAGCUGAAAUGUUUCGCCGCCGUUUUUACGGGAGGCCCCAACUUGAUUAUUAAUCAGCCCGACGAGCUGCUGGACAGCAUGUCUGAGUGGUGCAAGGAGCAUCACGGGAAGUCUGGCCUUACAAAGGCUGUGAAGGAGAGUAAAAUCUCCUUGCAGCAAGCGGAGUACGAGUUCCUGUCCUUCGUACGGCAGCAGACCCCCCCGGGUCUCUGUCCUCUCGCAGGUAACUCUGUUCAUGCAGAUAAGAAAUUCCUUGACAAAUACAUGCCUCAGUUCAUGAGGCAUCUUCAUUACCGGAUCAUCGAUGUGAGCACUGUCAAAGAGCUUUGCCGACGCUGGUACCCGGAAGAAUACGAGUUUGCACCAAAGAAGGCGGCUUCUCACAGAGCGCUUGAUGACAUCAGGGAAAGCAUCAAAGAGCUUCAGUUCUACAGAGACAGCAUCUUCAAGAGGAAAACGGAUGAAAAGAAAAGGAAACUAAUAGAGAACGGGGAAAGCGAUAAAGCUGCCAGCUGAUUCCUUGUCUGACCUCGCCGUCCCGCAGCACCUCCUAGAUGUGUCUCCUGGUUCUUUUCCGUUGGCCGGUCUCUCGAGAAGCCGCCCCCCUCCGUUACCGUGUUCCUUAACAGCUGUUAAACGCAGACGGGAGCCCGAGUUCCUGCUGCUGCUCUGCCUCAGCAAGGGAUCGACACUCGAGCCUCGGCAGCGUCUCGUGCUAGGUAAAACCGGCUGUUCCGUACUCCUCCUGCUCCGGCCCUAGGCGCAGUCUUUCACUGCACAAUAAAAACAGUUCUGUUGAAA
This is a messenger RNA of Athene cunicularia (burrowing owl), 819 nucleotides long. It is a transcript of the gene REXO2, whose product is annotated as RNA exonuclease 2. Bases 1 to 534 code for a protein of 177 amino acids. The record is from RefSeq and is a predicted model, not a curated record. The transcript is spliced from 6 exons. Gene Ontology annotation, molecular function: nucleic acid binding; 3'-5'-RNA exonuclease activity. NCBI's taxonomy places the organism in Eukaryota, Metazoa, Chordata, Aves, Strigiformes, Strigidae. Gene Ontology annotation, cellular component: mitochondrion.